AUGCGAAAGGAAGAAAAACAUCGCGUACUGAAAAUGAGAAUUCGUCGCACGAAGGCGAACGCCCGCGAAAGGGAUAGAAUGCACGGGCUGAACGCCGCUCUGGACCGGUUGAGAUGUCACGUGCCAAUUCAGCAAACGACCACAGACCUACACUCGACACCCCAGAAGUUAUCCAAAAUUGAAACUCUGCGCCUUGCCAGAAACUACAUACGCGCAAUGUUGCUCACCUUGGAGGAGGGUGAACCGAUGUCCUCGCAGAGAUUUGUUAAAAUUCUCAGCAAAGAGCUCAGUCAAACCACUGCUAACUUAUUAUCGGCGGCACUAAUGGGGAAUACGAAUAGGCAAACAUACUACACUAACUUAUACUUCGAUACACCAAAUGAGAGUUACUAUAAGUCGUACGUGGACUCGUCGAAUCGGACAAUCGAGGAUAGUUGCGCGUACAAUUAUUCAUCUUACAAAACGCAUUUUGAUACAAUUGCACCAGCUGCAGACGGCAUGCAUUAUUGGGGCGACAAUUAUUUUACAAAUGAAGUAGUGUCUAGUUAUCAGAAGAAUUGUAUCUACGCCAGCUAUGGUUCGAAAACUCUUCCCAUUCAUUAUUAAGCUGAUGCCAAACUAAGUUGUUCUGUUUUAUAAUUUGGGUAACAAGUAUAAUGGGCGAUUAAAAAUGUGUCGCUGCCAAGUCGCCUUUGAAAGUUCAAUUACCAUCUAAACAAAAAUUCCAAAGGUGACUCGACAGCAACUCAUUUUUGA
Molecule: messenger RNA, 756 nt
Organism: Photinus pyralis (common eastern firefly)
Lineage: Eukaryota; Metazoa; Arthropoda; Insecta; Coleoptera; Lampyridae
Product: neurogenic differentiation factor 6-B-like
Exons: 2
Coding region: 1-606 (201 amino acids)
Molecular function (GO): protein dimerization activity
Source: RefSeq, a predicted model, not a curated record